UUGGUAUCGCCGGUCAACCACGCCAAGUUGAGAACCGCGCGGAUCGAGUCAAGUGUGGCAUGUCCAGCCAGUACCCUUAUGGCCUAGGUGACGUGGAUUACACCCUGAGUCACUUCCAACAACCUUGGACUUAGGUCUGUCACAGUCAUUGUUUGUACCGGUGACAGACCUUCGUAUUGGUGACAUACCUUCAACUGUAAACUGGUAUAUGCACCAGUUCUGGAAGCUAUAUAUACCUGACCUCCAUCCCACAUUUUCAAACUUUCCUCUUCCCAUCUCUCACAACAACAUAAAAAAAAAUAAAAAAAACAACUUUCAUAUAUUGGUUGACUCUAUCAUCCAUAGACUCAAUCAUCUACAAACUUACUUUCCUGUUCACUUGGGCGUCUCUGUCCACUCAAUCGUAAGUGGAUUCAAUCGUCUGUCAACGAAAUCACCUGCUAACUACCUAGGUAGCUAAUCAGUUCAGUUGACGCGACCUUCGCCUCGUCUAUCCCCAGCUGCACACAUCAUCACCCUUCACCCGUCACUCAACUUUCAUCUUCAUUGCCAAGAUGGGAGCAGCCCCGAGUUCGACUCGGAGUUCAGCUCAGAGCUCAUCUUUGAGUUUGGUUCAGGCUUCAGCUCGGGAUCGCGCCUUCGCAGUCACCGAGAUACUCGAAAUUAUCUUCUUGCACAUCGAUAGCAGGGAGCUUUUCCUCAACGUGCAGCGGGUGUGCAAGGAGUGGCGGGCGACUAUCGCGGGAUCUCUCAAAAUCCUGACAGCCCUGUUCUUCCGCAGCAGUCCUAAGUCGCUGAACUGGGAAAGGUAUACCAAGAAUCACUAUGUCGCAUACCUUUGGCCAAAGCUUUUCAACGCGACCUUAUUCCACUGGGGAUCGUAUCCCAACCACACCAAAUACAGCUACAUGUCGCUUGAUGAGAUCCGCAGUACCCUCGAUUACGGCAUGCGGGAAAUAUGGCUGGCUAAUAAUGUUUCCUGGCGAGAGAUGCUUGUGUCACAGCCGCCAAUCACAAAGAUUCACUGGCAAGUGUGGAGAGAGGACGAAGAGGAUCUUCGAGAACCGCUGCCUGGAACAAUAGCCGAGUUCAACUUUCCAACUGGGCUACGCAUGGGGACUUAUUACGACUUGAUCCUCGGUACCAGAGGCGAUCAUGAGAUCACAUGGCCGACCUUGACUCCUGGACACCAUGGGAGACGGGAUCUUGGACAAUGGGAACGCGAGCAGGCUCGGUGGGCAUUUGAACAAGGCGCAAUUCUCAUCCAGCAACGCGUUCACGAGGAACCCCUGAGACUCACCUUCCUGCGAGACACAUUCUGGGACCCGAAAUAUCUUCACUACUACUACCGAAAUCUCACUGCACUCAGGAGACGAGAGGUCAAAAUCGUAGGCGGAGGUGUGACUUCGGAAUAUAAGACAAGCGGGACUGAUCAAGCCUCCGCCAUGGAGAUAUUCCUCCGUUAUGCCCAAGAUCCCGUCACUCCCAUGGCCUACUAGUCCUGACAAGAU
Messenger RNA from Daldinia vernicosa, 1511 nucleotides. RefSeq lists its product as uncharacterized. The coding region runs from base 555 to 1499 and encodes 314 amino acids. The transcript has a single exon. NCBI's taxonomy places the organism in Eukaryota, Fungi, Ascomycota, Sordariomycetes, Xylariales, Hypoxylaceae. The record is from RefSeq and is a predicted model, not a curated record.